AUGACGCUCAUUACCUCCCCCCAUGACACACUCAUCUCUGAAACACUGCUCACCUCUCCAGUCAGUUCCAACACCUCAACCACCCCGACGUCCAAGUUUGCUUUCAAGGUUGAAACCACUCCACCCACUGUGUUGGUCUAUUCGGCCACCACUGAGUGCGUGUAUCCAACGAGCUUUACAAUCACCAUCUCCCACCCCACCUCCAUCUGUGUGACCACGACGCAGGUGGCCUUCACCAGCUCUUACACCCCCACUCCCGUGACACAGAAGCCAGUGACCACCCUCACCAGGACUUACCCUAUGACCACUACCGAGAAAGGAACAUCAGCCGUGACAUCUCUCUCUACCACCUCUGCAAGGGAAACUCCCAUAGUGACAGUGACACCCUCCUCCUCUGUAAACAGUGACUUCUGUGACAACGACCACCUCCUGGCCCACAGCCACCAAUACACUGUCAUCACCCACCAACAGCUCAUACACAGCUGCCAUCACCUCAGUUCCCACAACCUUGGGUACCACGAUGACUUCUACAUCCAUGAUCCCAUCUACUCUGAGUACAGAAUCUCUAACAACAGCCAUGACUUCUACUCCCCCCAUCAGUUCUUCAAUCACUCCCACCAAUACAGUGACUUCUAUGACAACUACGACUUCUUGGCCCACAGCCACGAAUACGUUAUCAUCACUCACCAGUACCAUAGUGACUUCCACAACCAUGACCCCGUCUUCUCUGACUACAGACAUCCCUUCGACAACACCAACAACUAUCACCCACCCUUCUGUGGGCUCUACUGGCUUCCUGACUACAGGAACAGACCUCACAUCGACAUUCACUGUUUCCAGUUCCUCAGCAAUGUCCACAAGUGUCAUUCCAUCUUCCCCCAGCAUCCAGAAUACAGAAACCUCAUCCGUUGUCAGCAUGACCUCUGCCACCACUCCCAAAUCUCUCACAACAGCCAUGACUUCUACUCCUCCCAUCACUUCUUCAGUCACUCCCACCAAUACAGUGACUUCUAUGGCAAGAACGACUUCCUGGCCCACAGCCAGUCUAGACCUACAUCUGAGACCACCUACACUACUUCUCCCACUAGCACAGCCACAGACUCCACGACCGACAUCAGCUACCCCACAAAAACUGCCACGACUCCUAUCACAAGCUUGUACAACCACAACUGCCAUCUCCUCAGCUUCGCCUACCUCAGGUACCAUGGUGACUUCCACAACCAUGACCCCAUCUUCUCUGAGUACAGACAUCCCUUUGACAACACUCAGAACUAUCACCCACUCUUCUCGAGAGACCAACUCUCACAAUAUACUCCACACAACAGCUGGAUCCACCCCAUCACCCACAACCAACACCUCAUUCACAACCUUUACAACGAUGGAAACAUCUUCAUCCACUGUAGCAACUACACGCACAGAUUCCACGGUCAGAACCACCUAUUCCACCAGUAUGACCGGUACAUUGUCCACUGUGACCUCUCUCCGACCCACCUCUUUGUCUCUUCCAACCACAGUAACAGCCACAGUUCCUACAACAAACUUGGUAACCACGACCACCAAGACCACCUCACACAUACACCUAGCUACACUUCUUUGAUCACCACCACCGAGACCACCUCACACAAUACUCCCAGCUUCACUUCUUCGAUCACCACCACCGAGACCACCUCAUACAGUACUCCCAGCUUCACUUCUUCAAUCACCACCACCGAGACUACCUCACACAGUACACCCAGAUACACUUCUUUGAUCACCACCACCGAGACCACAUCCCACAGUACUCCCAGCUUCACUUCUUCAAUCACUACCAUUGAGACCACCUCACACAGUACUCCCAGCUUCACUUCUUCGAUCACCACCACCGAGACCAACUCAAACAGUACUCCCAGCUUCACUUCUUUGAUCGCCACCACUGAGACCACCUCACACAGUACUCCAAGCUUCACUUCUUUGAUCACCACCACCGAGACCACCUCACACAGUACUCCCAGCUUCACUUCUUCAAUCACCACUACUGAGACCACAUCACACAGUACUCCUGGCCUCACUUCUGUGGUCACCACCACCGAGGCAACCUCACACAUUACUCCUGGCCUCACUUCAAUCACCACCAGUGAGACCACCUUACACAGUACUCCCACCUUCACUUCUUCAAUCACCACCACCAAGACCACUUCACAAAGUACUGUCAGCUUCACUUCUUUAAUCACCACCACUGUGACGACCUCACACAGUACUCCCAGCUUCAGUUCUUCGAUCACCACCACCGAGACCACCUCACACAAUACUCCCAGCUUCACUUCUUCGAUCACCACCACCGAGACCACCUCAUACAGUACUCCCAGCUUCACUUCUUCAAUCACCACCACCGAGACUACCUCACACAGUACACCCAGAUACACUUCUUUGAUCACCACCACCGAGACCACAUCCCACAGUACUCCCAGCUUCACUUCUUCAAUCACUACCAUUGAGACCACCUCACAUAGUACUCCCAGCUUCACUUCUUCGAUCACCACCACCGAGACCAACUCAAACAGUACUCCCAGCUUCACUUCUUUGAUCGCCACCACUGAGACCACAUCCCACACUACUCCCAGCUUCACUUCUUCAAUCACCACCACUGAGAUCACAUCCCACAGUAUUCCCAGCUUCACGUCUUCGAUCAUCACCACUGAGACCACCUCACACAGUACUCCAAGCUUCACUUCUUUGAUCACCACCACCGAGACCACCUCACACAGUACUCCCAGCUUCACUUCUUCAAUCACCACUACUGAGACCACAUCACACAGUACUCCUGGCCUCACUUCUGUGGUCACCACCACCGAGGCAACCUCACACAUUACUCCUGGCCUCACUUCAAUCACCACCAGUGAGACCACCUUACACAGUACUCCCACCUUCACUUCUUCAAUCACCACCACCAAGACCACUUCACAAAGUACUGUCAGCUUCACUUCUUUAAUCACCACCACUGUGACGACCUCACACAGUACUCCCAGCUUCAGUUCUUCAAUCACCACCACCAAGACCACUUCACCCGAUACACCCAGCUUCACUUCUUCCAUCACCAACACUGAGACUACCUCACACAGUACUCCCAGCUUCACUUCUUCAACCAGCUACUCCACAGUCAGCACAUCCACAACUGCCAUCACCUCACAUUUUACUACCUCAGAGACUGGGAUGACUUCCACACCUGUAACUCCAGCUUCUCAGAGUACAGACAUCCCAACCACAACCGUACGAACUCUCACCCCCUCAUCUGUGGGAACCAGUACUUCAUUGACUACAACUACAGACCUUCCCUCUAUACCCACCGAUAUCGGUAACUUAUCAACCCCAACACGCAUCAUUUCAUCCUCUCCCUCCAUCCAAAGCACAGAAACAUCAUCCCUUGUGGGCACAACCUCUCCCACCAUGUCCACUGUGAGAACGACCCUCAGAAGUACUGAGAACACCCCAACCACUUCCUUUAGCACAAGUAUUGUUGUUACACCUGAAACCGCAACACAGACCCCUCCUGUACUGACGUCUGCCACUGGGACCCAAACAUCUCCUGUACCUACUACUGUCAACUUUGGAAGUACAGAUUUCUCCACGUCCACUCUUCACACUCUUACUCCAUCAACAGCCUUGAGCACGAUCAUGUCAACAUCACAGGUUCCCAUUCCUAGCACACGUUCCUCCACCCUUCAAACAAGUGCUUCUACUCCCUCAUUGCAAACUUCACUCACAUCUACUAGUAAGUUCACUACAGAAUCUUUCACUAGGGGAAGUACAUCUACAAAUGCAAUCUUGACUUCUUUUAGUACCAUCAUCUGGUCCUCAACACACACUAUCAUGUCCUCUUCUCCAUCUUCCGCCAGCAUAACUCCAUUGUUCUCUACCACCACUCAUUCUGUUCCUUCUUCAGCAUACACUUUCAGUACAGAAAAUGUGGGCUCCUCUUCUAUCACAGCCUUUCCUACUCUCUCUUCCUCUGCAACCACCAGCACUUCUCCAACCAGCUCCUCUCUGACCACAGCUCUCACUGAAAUAACCCCGUUUUCUUAUAUUUCCCUUCCCUCCACCACACCCUGUCCAGAAACUAUAACAAUUACCAUAGUCCCUGCCUCUCCCACUGAUCUGUGUGUUGAAAUGGAUUCCAGCACUGAAGCUACUUCUCCUCCCACCACCCCAUUAGCAGUGCUUCCCUUUACUACCGAAAUGGUCACCUGUCCUAGCUCCAUCAGUAUGCAAACUACCCUUGCUACAUAUAUGGACACUUCUUCCAUGACGCCAGAAAGUGAGUCCAGCAUCACAACGAAUGCUUCCAGUUCCACUGGCACUGGGACUGUACCCACAAACACGGUUUUCACAAGUACUGAAAUGCCCACCAGUGAGACCUGGUUGAGCACCAUCUCUGUGAUCCCUCCACAUCUUCCUGGCGUCUCUACCGUCCCGCUCACCACGAAACCAAGCAGUAGCCUUCCGACCAUCCUGAGGACUUCAAGCAAGUCAGCACACUCCUCCCCAUCCACCACCAGGACUUCAGAGACACCAGUGGCCACUACCCAGACUCCUACCACCCUUACGUCGCGCAGGACAACUCCCACCACUUCUCAGACGACCACACAGUCAACGUUGACUACCACUGCAGGUUGGACCUUCUGCACCUGUGACAAUGGUGGCACCUGGGAACAGGGCCAGUGUGCUUGCCGUCCGGGGUUCUCUGGGGACCGCUGUCAGUUCCAGAUCAGUUGCCGCAACGGGGGUCAGUGGGAUGGCCUCAAGUGCCAGUGCCCCAGCACCUUCUAUGGUUCCCGUUGUGAGUUUGCUGUGGAACAGGUGGAUCUAGAUGUAGUGGAGACUGAGGUGGACAUGGAAGUGUCUGUCGAUCAGGAGUUCUCGCCGGACCUCAAUGACAACACUUCUCAGGCCUACAGGGAUUUCAACAAGACCUUCUGGAAUCAGAUGCAGAAGAUUUUUGCAGGCAUGCGGGGCUUCACCUUCAAGGGUGUGGAGAUCCUGUCCCUGAGCUGCUACUCCACGGACACGUACUGGUUCUCCGGCCCGCGCUGCGAGGUGGCCAUCCACUGGAGGGCGCUGGUCGGGGGCCUGACGGCGGGCGCCGCGCUGCUGCUGCUGCUGCUACUAGCGCUGGGUGUCUGGGCAGUGCGCUCCGGACUGUGGAGCUGCCAGUACCUAGACCGGUCCUGGGACCAGGACAGGAAAUGGUUCGAGACCUGGGAUGAGGAAGUCGUGGGCACUUUUUCAAACUGGGGUUUCGAGGUCGACGGAACAGACAAGGAUGAAAAUUUCCGUGUGGCCUUGGAGAACGUGGACACCACUAUGAAGGUGCACAUCAAGAGACCCGAGAUGACCUCAUCCUCAGUGUGAGCCCUGCGGGCCCCGUCACCAUCCCCUCUGCCCUGCCCGGGACACAAGGCUCUGCACUGCGUCCAUUUCAAGUGGUGGCCCCAGAACGGGAGCAGCCCAGGCACCUGCUGUUCUUGGGCAAAAUGAGACUGUUCCCCCAAAUCCCAUCCUUGUCUUUCCAACUUGGCUGAAACCCACCAGGAGACACAGUUCAGGUGCAGGCUCUUCCACUGUGGAACCUUGGGCAAGUCAGUAAGGAGCCUCAGUUUCCUCACCUGCAAAAUGGGUACAACAUUCCUGUGUGAUAUCUCACACCAUUGUUGUGUAAACCACAUGGACUUGGUCAAUUCUGGGUCCUACUCUGCCCUCCCGUCUCAGCCCUCAUGUUGCCAUUGCCUCUCUCGGAUCCUCCAAUCCUCAUGUCCUUCGCCUGGUCUCCGGCCCUGGUUCCUAUUUUCUCUCAAUUCCCUACUGCCUGUUUCUUACUUUGAACCUGGAGGCAGCCUGCAGCCCAUCCCAUCUCCUGUCCUCUCCUGAUCUAACUCCCUGCUGUGUCUCUUGCUCUCAUUCCUUAGAUGUCCUCUCCUUCUGACCGUUCCUUCAAGCAUCCUGCCCCCCAGUCCCCCAGCCCUAAAUCCUCCCUCCUCUCCUCACAUCCUGGUCCCUAGCAAGGUAUAGAUAGCCUCUGUGUCUUAGGGUACCCCAGCUGCUGUUCCCCCCAUCACCCCGUUGCUCAAUUCCCUGUUUCUCUUGCUCUCAUUCCUUGUAUCUUCUCCCCUUCUGAGCCAGUCCAUUAGUUGGUUCUGCCCCCCACUCCCCCUGCCCUAAAUACCCCAGCUGCUGUUCCCCCCAUCACCCUGCUGCCCGAUUCUUUAUUCUCCACCUCUUUCUCUCACCCCUGGAGCCCCCUCGGUGGUUCAGGGCAUGAAUUCCCCAGUCCCCAAGGAAAGGCAGCCCCCUCAGUCCCCCUCCUCCUCACUCCCUUCGAUCUUUCUCCCCUCUCACCUCACCACUGCCUUUUAAACCCAUCCCCUCCCUUUUCCUUCCUCCGUCCCUCUCUCCCUGAUGUCACCUCGAUUGAUUCCUGAUUCCUGCCAUAACUCUGAGUCCUGAAAUCCUCAAUCUCCUUGGCAGCGAAGAUCGGCUUCGGGGACCGGAAGUCGGCACAUCUCCAGAUCUCCAUGUGAACACAAUAUAGAGUUUACU
Mandrillus leucophaeus (drill) is the source of this 6570-nucleotide messenger RNA. It is a transcript of the gene MUC3A, whose product is annotated as mucin 3A, cell surface associated. The record is from RefSeq and is a predicted model, not a curated record. Bases 1 to 5385 code for a protein of 1794 amino acids. NCBI's taxonomy places the organism in Eukaryota, Metazoa, Chordata, Mammalia, Primates, Cercopithecidae. The transcript has 22 exons.